AUGGCGCUCGAUUGGACAGAGGACGAAUUGCCCUUUCCCUUGACAGACGUCGAUCGAGCUCAGUUGAAGUUGACUGAUGAGGAGUAUGAGCCUCAUACUUGGGAAGAGCUCAGACAGAUUGUUGUGGUCAUCCCUCUGACUGAAUCAGCUGAGCACAACCUAAGCAUACUCAAGAGGUGGCCGUCAGAUCUUAAGAGAUACAUCAGAUGGUCGAUCGACACCAGGGCGGCAUAUGGCAGCGUUCCAAAUUUUGUGAGGAUCGAACGGCUAAAAUGGGAUAUCCUGCCUACAUCUAGUGGAGCUACUGGUCCGCAAUUCGCGUUCAACAAUCCCGUACCUUUCGCGGAUCCCAAUGACUAUAAGAUUCUGAUCAACGACUGGCCAUAUGGGUAUGAAGCCGGCAUCAAACACAUCAUUGUCUGGCUGAAGACGCGGCUAGAAACCGAGCCGACCAGGGGAGACAUGACUCCCAAGUCAAGGCAGCAGGUUGAAAACUUCAUUCAAAAGACGUUCUCGGACCGCGUCAAGAGCUUGCCGGGGGGUGAGGACAAGGUCAUGUGGUUCAAGAACUGGACGGCUUUGCAAUCGGUACCUGGGAUCGAGCACGUUCACGUCUUCGUCAGGUCUGUGCCCGAUCACAUCAUUGACGAGUGGACAUGUUCAGAUAAAUCUAUAAGCAAUUAG
Messenger RNA from Exophiala aquamarina CBS 119918, 684 nucleotides. RefSeq lists its product as uncharacterized. Gene Ontology annotation, cellular component: cytoplasm. The record is from RefSeq and is a predicted model, not a curated record. Gene Ontology annotation, biological process: N-acetylglucosamine metabolic process. NCBI's taxonomy places the organism in Eukaryota, Fungi, Ascomycota, Eurotiomycetes, Chaetothyriales, Herpotrichiellaceae. The transcript is spliced from 2 exons. The coding region runs from base 1 to 684 and encodes 227 amino acids.